AUGAGCUCGAAACGGCGCUCGGCGGCUGCGGCUUCCCCAGAGCUCCGCAGACAAAAGCGGCGCAAAGUUUCUGAUGACGAUUUACCGGACCAGGAAGACACUCAGCUGGCGGACGAGGCGGACGAUGUGAACUCGGACCCUGAAGAGGAGGAGGAAGAGGAAGAGGAAGAGGAAGAGGAAGAGGAAUCUGAGGCGAACUUCGAGGGCGACACUAUUCAAUCGGCACAGGAUAGGAUCAUAUCUGAACUGUCCAGAUUGAAGGAUUCGGAUGGUGAAGAAGUGGCAUACCCGUUUGUCGGAAAGCCCGACCGAAAUCUAUACCGCGACUAUUACGAGCUCAUCCAUCAUCCCGUGUCAAUACGAAGUAUUCAGCAGAAGGUGCGCGGCACUGAAAGUCGCAAAAAUCCCUCCAAGACGACCGCAUUUCCUACCUGGCAAUCAUUCGAAGAAGAGGUCAGCUAUCUUUGGCGAAAUGCGAGGGAGUAUAACGAAGACGAUAGUGACAUCGUGGUUCUUGCGGGGAUUUUGGAGGAGUAUUUCCAUCGGCGCGUGACUGAAGCAAAGAAGCUGGUGCCCGAUUCUAUGCAGGUAGAUGGUGCCCCCGAAAUGCCUCGAAUUCGAUUGAAGAUGGGUGCAAGGGAUUCCGAGCCCGCAGCGCAAAGGUUAACAUUGAAGAUGUCUGGACAGACCUCCGAGACACCUAAGGAUGUACCGUCAUCUGGCGUUGCUGUUGAUAACGACGCUCUAAAACGACAACAAGAGCUUGUGAGAACCGGAUCAGCCAGUCAAAGUCAAGAUGCCGAUGCACCACGUUCUCCUCGAACAAGAUCUCUUCGACGACAGAUCGGCAGUCCCCGAUCUAGUAUCGCCACCACUCCUUCUGCUUCUGAGCAGCCGCACGGGGUGCCUGUGAAUGUGCGAGAUGCUACACAUGUCAAAGAUGAGACGCCCAUGGCAUCAUCUCAGCAUCCCGAGAGACGCUCUUCUCAUGUUCUCCAGGGCGUCCCCCUCGAGUCUACUGGUGGAGUCGCUCCGUAUGAUGGUGUGGCGCUAUCCCUCGAUCCUGCCCAUAUGCUCUUGAUUGCGCUGACUUUGAUGUAUUUAGUCCCAGCUCCUCCCCACCCACCCCCUGAAUCAUUGUCACCUCUCGACUCAAUAUGGAGGCGCCCAGGUCAAGAUGCAAGCUCUGCUCUGAUUCAGAAUGUGCAAAUUUCGACCCACCCAUCACUUGCUCUACAACAAGAUUUAUGCCUGGACAUCCCUCCAUCGUCAACUCUCCGCCAACAGGCAAUCACAAUCAGCCUUCCGCCGUCGCAUCGCAUCCUGACGGUCAGGCCUACAUUGGCAGCUAGUACGGCAGAGAAACAGACCAAAUUGGUCGCUGUUAUGGGCACACAUCGACUUCACCCGUCUGGGGAGACAACUACGCUGGCGUACGACAUCCAACUCCACCCGGGUACUACAAAGGUUGAUUUGGAGGCGAUUGCCGGGCCGCCAAGAGGGGCACCGAAAUCCGGCCCCCCGGGCUCAGAAGUGGACUAUGAGCGGGUCACUAUUUUUUUCAAUUUGUUGCGAUGA
Molecule: messenger RNA, 1578 nt
Organism: Penicillium waksmanii
Lineage: Eukaryota; Fungi; Ascomycota; Eurotiomycetes; Eurotiales; Aspergillaceae
Product: bromodomain-containing protein
Exons: 5
Coding region: 1-1578 (525 amino acids)
Biological process (GO): chromatin remodeling
Cellular component (GO): RSC-type complex
Molecular function (GO): protein binding
Source: RefSeq, a predicted model, not a curated record